This is a messenger RNA of Lycium barbarum (goji berry), 6444 nucleotides long. RefSeq names its product transcriptional activator DEMETER. Gene Ontology annotation, molecular function: 4 iron, 4 sulfur cluster binding; DNA N-glycosylase activity; DNA demethylase activity. Bases 294 to 6119 code for a protein of 1941 amino acids. Gene Ontology annotation, biological process: base-excision repair. The record is from RefSeq and is a predicted model, not a curated record. NCBI's taxonomy places the organism in Eukaryota, Viridiplantae, Streptophyta, Magnoliopsida, Solanales, Solanaceae. The transcript is spliced from 21 exons.
CUUAACGUAUACAAAGGGGUACUAUUUCGGAUAGUAUUUUUUCCCACAUUUUUUCUCUCUCUCUCUCUCUAUUUGUCCUUCAUUUUCUCUGUUUCUCUCUCCUCUCUUUUAACGAAGACUGACUUUGGCUCUCCGGCAUUGACUGGUUCUCAAGCAACUUCACUCCGGUAACUGAACUCAGCUAAGAUCGUGAAGUCCUAUCUGAGAGUCAAAGUAUAGUCAGUUUCGAACAGUUAAAAGCGAAGACGCAACGGAUGAAUAGACAGUGAGAAGAAUAGACUUACGAUUUGAGGAUGAAUCUGGGGAGAAUAUUUUCAACUCCCCAAGAGAAUAGAGUUACCCAAAAUGGGGAUCCUUGGACUCCUAUUACACCGCAAAAGCCGGUUUUGCAAAUACCUGAUCUUGUUCCAGCUGAAAUGCAAGGGAAUCAGAUGGAGAGGACAGAUUGGCAAGACCUGCUCGGGAUGUAUGGUGACUUUUUACAAAAGCCAUCUCAUGAUACUGGAGCAGUUCAGAAUCCUGUCCCGUCAGUGAGUUUGAAUAAUGGGUAUAUUGGUCACCGGAAUGAUGCAGCAGUGGUUAACAGACACUCUGAUAUAGAUAUCAACCGCUGUGAAAAUGUAGCAGACCAUAGUAAGCCUGCUUGCACGAGAGUUAAUUCUUUAGCGGAAUUGUUGGGCAUGAAUCAGUCGUAUACGCUCUCCACCAACGGAAGAUCAAGCAAUAGCAUCCAUCUCGGUGAUUUACCGACCUUUCAGAAUUCAUAUUCUCAAGUUGAAAGCAGAUAUGAGCAGCAACUCAACUCUGCAGGUCAAAAUUUGCUGAACGAGAGUCAAGUUUUUAGUCCAAAUCAGGCAUUUGAUCGUUACAGCAACCAGCGCCCACCACUUGAUGGAAUUCGAGGCCCUUAUCAGAUCAAUAGAUCCCUGUAUUCACCCUCGGCACCAGAUGCUGGCACAAGUCCAAGCACAAGUAGUUUCUUCCCGUUUGCACCAGUAACACCAGAACAGAACCACUUCAAGGACAACCAGCAUUUUGAGCCAAUACAAGAAAGCUCUAGUCUUGACAAAGAUAAGCAGGAGCAUAUUGUCGGGUCUAUGCAAUCCAAGGAUAACCACUCUGAUAAACUGUUACAGAAAGUCCCAGAUUCAACGGUUGCCGUAUCACCAUUGAGUGAAAAGAUCAAUAGUGACAAUAUAGGUAAUGGGGACAUUGACCUAAACAAGACGCCAGCAUCGAAACCUCCCAAAAGGCGAAAACACCGGCCGAAGGUAGUAAUAGAAGGGCAAACCAAAAGAACUCCGAAGCCUGCUGCCCAGAAAGAUAGUUCUCAUGUUGAGAACCCAUCAGGAAAGAGGAAGUAUGUCCGCAGAAACGGCCUCAAAGCUUCAACAACUGAACAAACUGAAGUUGUUGAGUCAGCUGCCCCAGGAAAUAGCAUUCGAGAUGAGAACCCAUCAGGAAAAAGGAAGUAUGUCCGCAGAAAGGGCCUCAAAGCUUCAACAACUCAACAAACCGAAGUUGUUGACAAGGACAGAGUUCCUGAUGCUGGAGACACAGCAAAAACAUGUCGGAAAAUGCUAAAUUUUGACCUGGAAGACAGAAUAAAAGAUGAAAGCCUGGCAAGUACCAAUAUCAGCCACGCCGAAAAACAUCAACCAAGAAAAGAGUUUUUUGAUUUGAACUUGAAUUCUCAAGACAUGGAAUCAGCUUUGGCUAUCAUGGAGGCUCCUGAAAUGUCAGCUGGGCAAAAUCAGCAGAAUGGAGAAAUUGCAGAGAAACUGCUAACAGAAACUACAUCUGAUGUAAUCAGUUCCUUCACUCAAAAGCCAAAAGAUUUGGCAUUGCCGCUUCCUUCAGCAAAUAAAGUUACAACAAAGAACCAGGCACUGAAUGCCAUUGCAAGAAGUCUGAGUAUGCGAAACGUUAAUCAGUAUCCAAACAGCAUUCAGCUUGGGCAUGAUCAAGUGCGAAUUGAUGAAACCAGAAUAGGCCAGGUUGUCUUUCAGGCAAAAGAUAGUACACCAAAGAGAGACGAACCAAGACAGCUGGCACUGGAAAGGACACCUCUGCUUUUGAAAGACACAGCUUGUGCAGACGACAAAAGAGGAUCCAAGAGAGAUCAGUGCUCUAGUCCUGCAUUUCAACCUAGAAUUUUUAGCCAGAUGGGAUCUCUGUGCCCAGAAAUGUCGGGGAUUGACUGCAUCAGAAGAAAUUACAGCACAUUUGGUUUAGAAGGUUCAGAGAUUCACAAGAAAACAAAGUUUGAUUCUGAAAUAUAUGGUAAUUCAUCUGGUAUUCCUUCCUGUACUACAGCUGCAAUAGAUGGCUCAACAAAGUUCCAGUCAAGCAGCUUGAACAUAAAUAGAUAUAAUGGAUUCCUAGGUUCUAAUAACAGUGGAGCCAAUGGGGAGGGCAGUAGGCAUUGUGCUAGUACCAUGGUUGUUAAACAUAACUUUCAAAAGCAACCAAACCCAUCUCAAUCUCAUUCUUAUACACAACCAAUAUCACAGGACAUAUCCCAACAAAUGACUGGAAUACAUGAACCCCAAGCACAGGCCACAAGCAGUAACUGGAAUCUUCAGUGUCAACCCCAAACUCUCUCUAUGGUGGCACAAGAGAUUCUGAGAAGAUUUUCUAAAAAUAAGAUACAAGCAGAGCUGAAAAAUGUGGGGCGGACGUCAUCCAAUGAACUAUUCAGUCAUGGGGAGCUGCUUACAAGAGAGAACAAGAAUUCACGAGCUGACCAACAUCACCCAACAAAAGCUAGAGGCUUACAAGGAACACGCAGAAAUGCAGCAUCAGUCGAUAUGAUCACACGGCGAUUGGAACACCUUGUUAUCAGCGGUGGCAAGAAAGAUGCUGCUGAAGAGGAUCAAAAGGCCCUUGUUCCAUAUAAGGCAAGUGGCACAAUUAUCCCAUAUGAGGGAUUUGAUCCUGUCAAAAAACAUAAGCCACGGCCCAAAGUGGACCUUGAUCCAGAGACAAAUAGACUGUGGGACCUCUUGAUGGGGAAGGAAGGAAAUGCAGAUACAACGGACAAGGACAACGAAAAAAAGUGGGAAGAUGAAAGGAAAGUCAUCCGUGGACGGGUAGACUCUUUUAUCACACGAAUGCGCCUCGUUCAAGGAGAUAGGAGGUUCUCGCCUUGGAAGGGAUCAGUAGUCGACUCGGUAAUAGGAGUAUUCCUCACACAGAAUGUUUCAGAUCAUCUCUCAAGCUCUGCUUUCAUGUGCCUUGCAGCCAAGUUCCCCUUGCAGCCAACAAGGACCAAGAAUACCCUCUCACGAAAUGGAUGUAACAUAGCAGUGGAGGAACCAGAAGUCGAAAUAAUAGAUCCAGAUGGGACUACCACAUAUCAUAAAGCUAGACUACAGCUGCCUACAUGUCAUCAACGCUCCAUAACAUCCAAUGAAUCAUCUGAGCACAGGAUGGAGAAUCACAUACAAACAACUAGAGCUUAUUUAGUAAGUGAGCAUGGCAAGAGAACAGACGAGGAAGUCAUUUCAUUACAAAACUCUCCUGACUCUCUCAUUCUUCAAGCCAAUGAAGAAAUCAGGUCAAGCUCCGGAUCCAACUCAGAAUGUGAAGACCAACCAAGUUCACCCAACUUGAAUGAGAACAGUACUCGAGCAAACCAUUCUCCACCGACAAAGUGGACUGCUGCAUUCCAGGAAUAUCAGAGUCACUUUAUGAGGAAUACACUUUCAGGAAAGAUGCCCGUCUUUGGGAAUCAGAAGUCAGAAAAUGUAAGGCAUAAUCGAAAUCUUGAUGCAGAGGCGUAUUUACAUGGCUAUCCAAUCAAUCCGCAUGCUCAUGUCCAAGAAAUAUCAGUAAGAACUACCAGUAAUUCUUGGUUGACCAUGAGACCAGAAUUUGGAAAACAUGAAAUAGCAUGCCAUGAGAAAGAAAUUGCCUCUUCUUUGACUCCAAUAACUCCAGAACUCAAUGCAGCAAAAGGAGUAGAUUUAAUGAGCCAAAGCAUAAACCAGAUAGCAGGAUGUUCAAGUACUUUGACAGCUCAGCGAACCGCACUUCCCGUUAUUCAUGAACCAAGGAUGGGAGAAUAUGCAUUUGCAGAGCACAGAGAACAGACAGGAACUAUGCAAAUGCAACCUCACAAUGGAAAUGAUCAACAUUCUGAGAGUUCCCAGCAAAAGGAGAUGACAAUGGCCUCACACCUAGAAAGCGCUUGCAUCCGACAGUCAGUAAACCAUUCAGAAGCCGCUGCUAAAGGACAAGAAGAAGGUCAAGCAUAUCUUUCAAGCAAGCAACCCAGAGUAACAGGCACCAGCAUCUCAAAACCAAGAAAAAGAAAAGUAGAGGAAGGAGAUAAGAAAGCUUUUGAUUGGGAUAGCUUGAGGAAGGAAGUCCAACCAAAGAGUGGGAAAACAGAAAAAAGCAAGAAUGCAAUGGACUCGUUGAACUAUGAAGCAGUUAGAUGUGCAGCAGUUAAAGAAAUUUCUGAUGCUAUUAAGGAACGAGGGAUGAACAACAUGCUGGCAGAGCGAAUUAAGGACUUCCUCAAUAGACUGGUAAGGGACCAUGGAAGUAUUGACCUAGAAUGGUUGAGAGAUGUGGCCCCAGAAAAAGCAAAAGAGUAUCUACUAAGUAUCCGCGGACUGGGUCUGAAAAGUGUAGAAUGCGUGCGGCUAUUAACACUUCACAACCUUGCUUUUCCAGUUGACACAAAUGUUGGACGAAUCGCUGUGCGAUUAGGAUGGGUUCCUCUCCGACCACUUCCUGAGUCACUGCAAUUGCAUCUUCUUGAACUGUAUCCAGUUCUGGAGUCAGUUCAGAAGUAUCUCUGGCCACGACUAUGCAAGCUUGACCAGAGAACACUGUAUGAGUUGCACUACCACAUGAUUACCUUUGGAAAGGUUUUCUGCACCAAAAGUAAACCUAACUGUAAUGCAUGCCCACUGCGAGCUGAGUGCAGACACUUCGCUAGUGCUUUUGCAAGUGCAAGACUCGCCCUUCCUGGCCCAGAAGAGAAGAGGAUAGUGAGUUCAGCAGUUCCAAUCUCUGGUGAGGGAAAUGCAACUGCUCCAUUCAAGCCUAUGCUGUUACCCCCAGCAGCCGAAGGAAGAAUGAUGUUCCCGUGUGCUUCAGUUGAAGCUGGUAACAUCCCUGCUUUCCUAAACAAGCCAAUGCCAGUACCUCAAGAGAUAACCAACUUAUCCGAUAGAGAAGCAACACUCAUUACCAGCAACUGCGAACCUAUUAUUGAGGAACCAAAAACACCAGAGCCAUUGCCAGAACUAUUAGAAAGUGACAUUGAGGAUGGAUUUAUUGAGGAUCCUGAUGAAAUUCCGAUGAUCGAACUCAACAUGAAAGAGUUUACGACCAAUUUGGAAACUAUUUUUCAAGGGCAUAACAAAGAAGGUGACCUAUCCAAAGCUCUGGUCGCCUUGAAUCCAGAUGCGGCUUCAAUUCCUACUCCCAAGCUGAAAAAUGUCAGCCGUCUACGGACAGAACACCAAGUGUAUGAACUCCCAGAUUCCCAUGAAUUGUUGGAAAAGAUGGAUAAACGAGAACCUGAUGACCCAAGUCCAUACCUUCUGGCAAUAUGGACACCAGGUGAGACUGUAAAUUCAAUUCAACCUCCUGAAACAAAGUGUGAUCCCAGUGGAUCGGGGAGCCUGUGCAAUGAGAAGACAUGCUAUUCGUGCAAUGGCAUAAGAGAAGCAAACUCACAAACCGUAAGAGGCACACUAUUGAUACCAUGCCGAACAGCGAUGAGAGGGAGCUUCCCCCUCAAUGGCACAUACUUCCAGGUUAAUGAGGUAUUUGCGGAUCAUAAAUCCAGUCUUAAUCCAAUUAAUGUUCCGAGAAAAUUGCUAUGGUCUCUACCAAGAAGGACCGUGUACUUUGGGACCUCUGUAACAACAAUUUUUAAAGGCUUGUCAACAGAACAAAUUCAGUACUGCUUCUGGAGAGGAUUUGUCUGCGUGAGGGGAUUUGAUCAAGAGACAAGAGCCCCACGACCUCUCAUUGCUAGACUGCACUUCCCCACAAGUAAGUUGGUCAAAAAUAGAAGUGAUGACAAAAAAAAGGAGGGAGCAGCUGCUGAGAGAGUUGCUGGUUACAACUCACCAAAAUCUGCUCAUACAAAGUAGAGAAACACAGAGGAAUAGGAUAACAAUUUGAUGACUAACGCAUUGUUGACAUUCAAUAACCUCACAGGAGAUACAGAUUUACAUGUUACGGCAGCAGAUCAUUUGAGGUCACCCCUUAGGACAUUACAAGGGUGUAGUGUACAAUAAGCAUCUCCUAUUCUUUCAUUUAUGCUCCAAACUGAGCCAUUUUUCAAGAAAAUAGCAUACAGCGAUAGAUGUAGGAAAAUUGAUAUGUAACAUUCAUUGUUUGAAUAUUCAAACAGUUGAUGUCAUUGUAGUGGACAAUAUUUUUUAAUUCAUGCCCGAAAUUACUACUGCUUUAACA